Messenger RNA from Hipposideros armiger (great roundleaf bat), 865 nucleotides. RefSeq names its product shisa like 2B (gene SHISAL2B). The record is from RefSeq and is a predicted model, not a curated record. Bases 86 to 559 code for a protein of 157 amino acids. The transcript has 3 exons. Lineage: Eukaryota; Metazoa; Chordata; Mammalia; Chiroptera; Hipposideridae.
GGUCUGCGGGCGCUGGGAGCUCGGGACUGGUCCGGUCCGCGGACAGAUCGGGGACCUCGGGUGGCCCUGCCCGCAUUCUCCCGCGAUGGGCGAGGCCAGCCGGGUGUGCUCUGGUUACUACAGCCUCAACCACAGCUUCGUGGAGUCCUUCCAGUGCCCCCAGCGCGGCGAGGCGGCCUCUCUCCUCUACUGCUGCGGCUUCGCGGACCUCAAGUACUGCUGCAGCGAGCCGGGCAGCUACUUCCCCUACAAGCACAGCUACAUGUGGAGCCUCAGCGUUGGUGCCCUGACUGGAUUGGGGAUUGCUGCCCUUAUUUUACUUGCCUUCGUCAUCAGCGUCUGUGUCCUUUGCUAUUUAUUUCUGUACACGAAGCCUCAAAGAUUAGACAACGGCCUGAAACUUCAACACCUAGAGGCGUCUUCCACUCAAGAAGGAAACUCAAAUAAGAAAACCAAAGCCCCCAAUUCAAACUCAACAAAUGAAACAUCCUAUGAAGCUGAUGAUGUAAUUCAAGAAAAAACAAUGGAUACAACACAAAUCAAUAUUGUGCAUUAUUAAAAAUCCUGUGUUGUAAAAUCAAUGGAGAACUGGAACAAUAAAACUAAAGAGUACAUUUGAAAUACAGUUCAUAAUAACAUUUUUCAAAAUUCACCACUCACAAAGCAAGACACAGCUGCAUUUUUUAUCAUUCAAUUAAUUUAUUAAAUACCUACUAAGGUUCUGAUAGCUUUUCUUUUAUUUACUAAUUAAUAUGACUGCACAUUACACAAAAUUAUCCUAAUACUUCAGGAGAAAUUAAAUAAUUUUUUUGUAUUCUUAUUUAUUAUUUACUUUUCACUUACAGUUGACAUUCAAUAUUAUUUU